Nelumbo nucifera (sacred lotus) is the source of this 1693-nucleotide messenger RNA. RefSeq names its product embryo defective 1379. NCBI's taxonomy places the organism in Eukaryota, Viridiplantae, Streptophyta, Magnoliopsida, Proteales, Nelumbonaceae. The record is from RefSeq and is a predicted model, not a curated record. Gene Ontology annotation, cellular component: Smc5-Smc6 complex; nucleus. Gene Ontology annotation, molecular function: ubiquitin-protein transferase activity. Gene Ontology annotation, biological process: double-strand break repair via homologous recombination.
ACGUGUUAAUACCAACGCACUGGAUCCGAAGUGGACUUUUCUCACCCAAUUCUCAAAGGCACUGACAUUGUGACAUUGCCGUAAAGCCCUCCCAAAUGGGCACUUCGCUUAGUUCGGAUCAGUCCUCUUCCGGUGCUUUUCGUUUUUCUUGGCGGGAAUUUGGUGAAGCCAAUCCUCUCCCUUCUCUGUUGCAGGGUUUUUCUACUCCGAACUGAAUCUGUGCUUUGAUUACAAGGGUUCAUUUGUGAAGCAGUUGACAUGCCGGAGUUGAACUGGAAGCACCACACUCUCAUACAAGCUCUACUGUCACGGGGUCCUCUGAAGGAGGAGGAAUUCCAUUCCAUCUUUAGGAGCCUCACCGGGAAAAGCCCAGGUAGCCAUCGGCAGAUAUUGAAUGAUUAUUUACUUAGAAUAAAUAAGGAGCUUGCUUAUGUGCAGUUUGAGUUACGGGGCUGCCGUAACCAAUAUGAUGGAAUGGUUUAUUAUGGCGUGGUCAAUAACGUAGCUGAUGAACAGUCCAAGCUCGGGACAAAAUAUUCAGUUCCUCAGAUUGCAUUCUAUAAGGCUAUUGUUGAGGCAAUCGUGCACGAGGAAACUGGUCAGGGUACCAUAUCAAAUCUUGCAGCUCUUAAUCUCCGUUUGGAGAAUCAGGUUCAGACUGGGUCACAAUCACAGGGUGGUCUACCCCACAUCCCUCCUGCACUUAAGAACUUCUCAAUGUCUCAAAAGGAGAAAACAAUUGAUGAGCUUGUGCGAGACCAGUGGCUUUGCUCUACCCCAGAUGGUAUUAUCGGGCUUGGUAUAAGAUCCUUCCUUGAUCUUAGGUUCUGGUUCCGCAAUAAUGACAUUCCUUCAUGUGACAUUUGCAAUGAGGCUGGAGUAAAGGCUGAGUUGUGCCAAAAUGGAAGCUGUACCAUUCGAAUUCAUAGAUACUGUAUAAGGAAGAAAUUCUCUCAGAAAAGGGCUGAAAGAGUUUGUCCAGGAUGUGGUGCUGCAUGGAAGAAUCUGGUGUCUAAUGUGGAUGGAGUGGAGGAGGUUCAUGAGGAGAUUGGACYAACUCAAAGUGAACCAUCUUCUUCAGGACCUUCAAUGCAAAAGAGGCUAAGAAGCUGCAAAAGAGAAGAGACAGAUACUGUUGGAGCAGGCCUUUCUCAAACUACCUCAUGUGCCACUGAUAUGAGGAGGACAACUCGAAGUUCUUCCCGUCAAAGGUGAUUGCACUUUGUAAACUUUGCACUUUUUGGCCUGUGGUUGUACCACUGUUGGGAUUAGAUUGGAGGGGAGAAGGAACUACGUUUGAUCACCACUUCGCACGUUGGAGCCUCCAUGAUGGCUUUUUAUAUUUAUAGUAUAAUUGCAGUUUAUGUUAUUGGGCUAAGAUAUCUCUUAAUUUUUUUGUCGUUUAAAUGUUGACGUCGGUUACUGCAUUUUAUUAUUAACGACAUUUUGGCCUAGAAUAUCCGCUCUCAGUACAAGAGAAAAACUUGUAAUGGCAUAUAGCUGUAAAUAAGGAAUUAGAGUUGGGCGGAAAAUCUCCAUUGAAAGAGCCAGUUGUUGGAAUCUUAUCAUAAGAAACCCCGUCAUUGAAUGCAAGGUUCAGAAUAUCGCAACGUAUGGUACGUAUUGGCUGAUACGUAUCGUUCCGACAAGAAUUUGAUAUGCGGAAUGUAUGUAAAUUAUUUGUUUUGUUUUU